This is a messenger RNA of Solenopsis invicta (red fire ant), 1714 nucleotides long. RefSeq lists its product as uncharacterized. Gene Ontology annotation, molecular function: protein binding. The transcript has 5 exons. NCBI's taxonomy places the organism in Eukaryota, Metazoa, Arthropoda, Insecta, Hymenoptera, Formicidae. The record is from RefSeq and is a predicted model, not a curated record. Bases 510 to 1511 code for a protein of 333 amino acids.
UUCGACCGAGGGUUCGAAUCGAGUCAAAGUCGGGUUGGAGUGUAAAUUCUUACGGUGGAAACACUAUAAACUUUACUCCAACUUUACCCAAUAAAAUUUUAGGGUAGAGGUCAAAUGAAGUUCGAUGGAAACGAUCGAAGUUACUCUUGUGUUGCCAACAGAAUGAAUCCAAAUUGAGUUGCAUUUCAAACGUGUUGCGUUGCGUCGUGUUGCAUGUUUAUAUGUACUUUUGCUUUAUUAUUUUGGUAUUGUGAAAUUAAUAUUAUAGUUCUUGGAUCCAUUUUAAUGAUAUUCAAUUGUGAUAAACAUAUAAUUUUAAUUAACGUAUAUUAGGAUAUCUUGUAUACAGUUAGUAACAUUCAACCUUGCCGCAACCCCACUGCAACUCUCUACAUAAUUUUGAUCCGGUAGAAACAGACGAGCUAACCCGACUCUGACACGAUUUUGACCCUAUUCGAACCCUCGGUGGAAACUUAGUCAGUGGGAGUCACCUCAGGAAUCGGCCCGAAAUGUGCAUUGCUCUAGAAUGUUUACAUGUAUCAUGGUUAGAAGCUGCAAUUGAAGAGAAACGAACAAGACUAAGUCCUUGUUGCUUUAAAAUUGAUGACAACGUAACAGACAAUGAAUUUUUAAAUUCUGUUAAAAAUAUAAGAAUUAAGCCAUUAAUAUGCAUCCGUUUUUCUAAUACUGACCAUACUUCACAUAAAAAAGAUCCUUUUGUAGAUGAGCUACCUAGACAUUGUGAAGUUAUAACAUUACGCGAUUACAAGACUUAUAUGCAACAUUCAUAUUUCAAUGCUAUACGUCGUCAAAUAUAUGUGUUUUUACCUGAAAUCCCGUAUGUAAAAAUAAAAACAUUUGUAUUGCCUAACAAUGUACAUAAAACAGCUGAAUAUUCAGAAAUAAUUUCUACAAUUAAUAAUUACAAAGCGUCUAUGCCAAAUGAAGAGACAUCUACAUGUCUCAUGUUAUUCUGUAAUUAUCUGUAUAUUGCAAAACGUUGGGCUUCAGCUAUAUGUAAAAGAAAAGAAAAUAAAAACUUGUCUGUAUUUGGUGUUAAGUAUAAUAAAAUAAAACUUAUACAUAUUAACAAUUGGUAUGGAAGAAAAUAUCCAUGGCAUUUCUGUCGGAAAGUUGAAGAAAGUUUAUCUUGUAUCGCUGUCCUAAUCAUUGGUCUUAUGCAGACAUACUCCAUAGUUUUGGAGACAGAAUGCAAUACAGAAGAGCAGAUCGAGGCAAGAUUACAGUUAUUUAAGAACGAAGUAAAGUUAAAGAGACAUUCUAUUGGAUUUAUGUUUUGUGGAAAUAUUAAUGAAAAAACUACAUUGCAAUCAAAAAUAUUUGAAAAAUUAUUUCCCAAAGUACUCUUAACAGAUAACGUGAUACAUGAUGGCAUAUAUAGGAGACCUACUUCCGUUGAUGAGUUAAAUGAAAAAAGGAACAAUGAAGAGGAAGACUUUGCAUUUUGUUAUAAAACUAAUACUAUGUUUUUAUUGCUUACUUAUGAUUGAUAUUUUGAAAAAAAAAACGCAUGAGAGAGAGCAAGAGAGAAAGAGAGAUUUAUGCGAUUUAAUUUUAAUUAUUUAUUAAAUUUUACUUGACAAUUAUCAUUUUUGUUUAUGAAAGUAAAUAUACCAAAUUUGAUUUACAAAUAAUUUCUUUGUGAUGUUAUUUGUUGUAUCUUUAAAAUAAAAAUAAUAAACAAAUCCAUACU